Malassezia japonica is the source of this 1722-nucleotide messenger RNA. Its product is annotated as cathepsin D. Bases 1 to 1722 code for a protein of 573 amino acids. NCBI's taxonomy places the organism in Eukaryota, Fungi, Basidiomycota, Malasseziomycetes, Malasseziales, Malasseziaceae. The record is from RefSeq and is a predicted model, not a curated record. Gene Ontology annotation, biological process: proteolysis. The transcript has a single exon. Gene Ontology annotation, molecular function: aspartic-type endopeptidase activity.
AUGAAGCUCACCUUCCAAUUCGUACUUGGUCUCCUCAUCGCCUCGAACAUUGCGUACGCCUCGCGUCUUGUGCACUCGGUGCGCUCGACUCCGAUCCCUUUGGAGCGUCGCAACAUGCUGAUCCUGGACAACAACGUCUUGAACUUUGCCGCUAUGAACCGUCACUUUAAGGCUCUUGACCGCAAGUUCUCGUCCGCCAUGGACAACUACGAGCGUAACACGGGCCACAUCCACCCUUUCAAGGUUGCCGUGCACCCUAAGAAGCGUGGAAAGUGGGACGGUGGUGAUGACGGCGAUGAUGACGACGACAACGGGAGCGAUGGCGGCGGCUGGGGCGGUAACGGAGGAGGCCGUGGCAGCGGCGGUGGUAACGACGGCAAUGGAUCUGGCUCUGACAGUGGAGGCGGAAACGGCAUCGGUUGGGGUCCUGACGGCGGCGAUGACGGCGGCGAUGGAAACGAUUCGAAUGGCGGAGACGGAUCCGGCAGUGGCUCUGGUAGCGGCUCCGGCAGCGGCUCUGGUAGCGGCUCUGGCUCUGGCUCUGGCUCCGGCAGUGGUUCUAGCCCUGGUUCUGAUGGUCCUGGCGGCUCUGGCAACGGCCCUGGCAGUGGAUCCGGCGGCGGCUCCGGUAGCGGCUCUGGCAGUGGCUCCGGUGAUGGCGACGGCGGCGGCGACGGCGACGGUUCUGACUCGGGAGAUGGUUCCGGCUCUGGCUCUGGCUCUGGCUCCGAUGAUCCGAGUGGUUCUGGUAGCGGCAACGGCACGACAAGUGGCAACAGCACCAACAGCGGUCAUGGCGGCAAUGUCCCUCUGACCGACAUUCGUAAGGAGCAGCUCUGGGCCGGCAAGAUUUCUUUUGGUGGCCAGUCGUUCCUGAUCGACUUUGACACCGGUUCGGCUGACACGCUGGUGAACCAUGGUGCUUACGAUCCCAAGAAGUCGCACUCGUCUAAGGAAACCCACAAGUCCUUCCGUGCCCAGUACGGAGAUGGAACAACUGCCUCGGGCAACAUCUUCACGGACGAGUUUGAGAUUGGUGGUCUGAAAGCCAAGGACGUUGCGAUUGGCGUUGCCACGAGUGACUUCCUCCGUGACCAGGACGGCAACCAAGGCAUCAGCGGAAUGUCGUUCCCUUCGAUCCAGACCUUCCCCAAGGACUAUCCUCCCUUUAUGGUUUCGCUGAAGAAACAGAACGCGGUGCAGCAGUCCGUGUUCCAGUUCACGAUCAAGCGGGGCUCGGGUUCGACGUUGCAUCUGGGCAGCGCGGACACGUCCAAGGGCAAGGGCGGAUUCAAGUACACCAAGGUGGAUCCUUCGCUUGGCUUUUGGGUCGCUGAUGCGUCGAUCAACGGCAAGUCGAUUAAGGCGAUCGUUGACUCUGGCUCGACGAUCAUCAGUGGUCCUCGUAACCAGGUGAACGAAGUGUUGAGCACGAUCCACGGUCUGACGCCCAUACACCAACAAGGCAUGACGCUCUACACGUUUGAGUGCACACAGACGCCCGACGUCAAGAUUCACAUCGCUGGUCUCGAUGUGAAGCUUGGCCACGACCAGACGCGUUACGGUCAGGAUGGUCAGGGCCGCUGCGUGCUUCCGAUUGCCAGCAUGGGUAACAUGCCGAUGAACGCGUGGAUCCUGGGUGACACCUUCUUCCAGAUGACCUCGAUUGUGUUCGACAUGGAGCAGAACCGUAUGGGUUUUGCGCUCCAGGCUUCGGCUUAG